Molecule: messenger RNA, 1294 nt
Organism: Perkinsus marinus ATCC 50983
Lineage: Eukaryota; Perkinsozoa; Perkinsida; Perkinsidae
Exons: 11
Coding region: 23-1294 (423 amino acids)
Biological process (GO): UDP-glucose transmembrane transport
Cellular component (GO): Golgi apparatus; cis-Golgi network; endoplasmic reticulum-Golgi intermediate compartment
Molecular function (GO): antiporter activity
Source: RefSeq, a predicted model, not a curated record
ACUGUUCAACUGGUAACAUACUAUGAGCACAUCCUCUGCAUCUCCUUCGACAUCUGACCCACGCCAACAAGUGCUCAGAGUGGCAUUAGCAAUAUUGGGAUGGUAUGCUACAAGUAUGUCGAUAACGGCAUUGAAUAAAUACUUGUUUUCGAACCUUGGAGUAAAGUUCCCCCUCAUCGUCACCUUUAUACACUUCUCAACUACCUCCAUUGUCCUAUACCUACUAUUCGCUAUUUUACCAGCUAAAUUUGAUAGGCCUGUCAUCUCCGCUAAGGAUUAUAUAAGAGCUAUCAUCCCGAUUGCUAUAUGCGCCGCAGCAGACAUUGGAUUCUCGAACCUAUCGUACUCCAGGAUAUCAAUCACAGCGAUGACCGUAGUAAAGUCUAGUGCAGUUGUGGUAACCUAUCUAGUCGGGUUGCUUUUCGGCAUCGAGAAAUUCCGAUGGCCGAUAAUGGCUUGUGCCUUGACGAUAAUGGUCGCAAUAUCGUCUAGUGUGCCUGGUAUGCGAGUGGACGACUGGUUGGGCAUCCUAUUCGUAGCACUUGCCGUAUUAUCUACAGCAUUCCGUUGGGUGUUGGUCCAAACCCAGUGCACCCAGUUCAGUGCACUACAACUGAUGUACCUCACACAGCCUGUAUCGGCUCUUGCUCUACUACCCUUAGCUAUCAUAUUGGACGCACCUCAUUUAUCUAUGCCCAUAGACACUUCGGGGGAGGAACAUAUCGUUCUACCCAUAUGUAUAAUAUGUGCUACAGCAGCUCUGGCCUUCCUCCUACUAUUCACUGAGUAUCGUCUCGUGGAAGUGACCAGUAGUCUAACUCUAUGUAUCGCGGGCAUUGGCAAGGAAGUAGCUACUAUAUUGAUGUCUGUGGUCCUCUUUGAUGAUUGGUUGUCACUACGUCAAGCGAUUGCUGUGACGGUAUCUAUCGCUGGUAUAAUAACAUACUCUACCUUACGGAUAAGGUACACUAAUGAGGAAGCCCAGUUUGACAGGCUUAAAGAGGUACCUGAUGAUGGUGACGGUGGUGGUGGAGAAGGAGGAGGAUCAAGUGCCAUUGGAGAGAAUCCCUUCGAUUCGCCAACAUUCGGAAGAGCGCCUAUCCACUCGGCUGCUGCUACUACACCUCGAGACCAUAGGGUUCUGCGGUUAGCAUCGGCUGAGAGUACAAUGUCAUAUUAUGAGGAGAAGGAUCUUGAUGAAUAUGAUCCAGGGACCACCAACAAUAGCAGCUCUGGUCUCGCUAUGGCUGAGGAGGGUCGGGGUACCACUGUGCCGGCAAUGGGACGUGAAUGA